Molecule: messenger RNA, 398 nt
Organism: Anopheles stephensi (Asian malaria mosquito)
Lineage: Eukaryota; Metazoa; Arthropoda; Insecta; Diptera; Culicidae
Exons: 3
Coding region: 21-398 (125 amino acids)
Source: RefSeq, a predicted model, not a curated record
AUAUACAGGCAAACAUAUAAAUGACGAAAAUAUUGGAUAAUAUUGAAAGGUUGCAUUGUAUUGAUAAGAAAUUGCAACAAAGCUCCACUAAACUUAGGACAUGUAAUUUAACGCAACUUAAACUUCAAGCAGAAAAACAAUAUUGCAAAGAAUUACUAACAGACGAUCUGAAAAUGGUUUAUUUGGAGCGCAAAGUGCCUCAAGAUCUAGCAAACAAAAUGGCAACAAAGGCUGGAAUUGAUACACUCAUAGAAAAAAUCCCCAGCAAAGAAGCCAAAACAUUUUUGAAAUGGACCGAAUUUUCGUCCAUUACAGCAGCCACCAACAAAAUUGUCCAAAACGAAAACAAUGAUGACAAAAAUGGCUCGAAUAAACCACCGACAAGGGAAUCGAAGUAG